Molecule: messenger RNA, 1051 nt
Organism: Saccostrea cuccullata (small rock oyster)
Lineage: Eukaryota; Metazoa; Mollusca; Bivalvia; Ostreida; Ostreidae
Product: putative glutathione-specific gamma-glutamylcyclotransferase 2
Exons: 3
Coding region: 127-783 (218 amino acids)
Biological process (GO): glutathione catabolic process
Cellular component (GO): cytoplasm
Molecular function (GO): glutathione specific gamma-glutamylcyclotransferase activity; gamma-glutamylcyclotransferase activity
Source: RefSeq, a predicted model, not a curated record
UUAUAUAUAAUUACCAAUGUUAGGGUUUAUCCAGGGAAAUGUUUAUGAAAUGGCAGAGGGUAUAAAUUCUAGUCAGGGACCGAGAACAGCUAAAGAAGUCUUAGUACCUCAGAGAUCUCACUGAAGAUGUUUGAAAACAAUGGAGUGAGUUCUGAUGACGCAGAAGUUUUUGAAUUUUUUGGAUAUGGGUCUCUUCUGUGGAAACAUGAUUUCAAGUUUUCACAGAAAAAAUUAGGUUUUAUUAAAGGUUUCCAGCGGAAGUUCUGGCAGGAAAAUAAAACACACCGUGGAACAGAAGGAAAGCCUGGAAGAGUUGCAAUUUUACAUGAAACAAUGGAAAAUGAUGUUCUGUGUGGCGUGAAAUUCACCGUAGUUGGAUCCGCCAAUAUUCAAGAAGUCAAGCAGAAACUUGAUGUUCGGGAGACAGUGCUAGGGGGAUACACGUCCUUUCACACCACGUUCUACAACGAAGAUGGCGUCCACUCCAAAGUUCUUGUUUUCAAUGCUACCAAGGAAAACGAUCUCUACGUGGGACCCAAGUCGGACAAGUUGGAAGAAGAUGUAGAACACAUCGCCGAGCAGGUGGUUGCAGCAACAGGGAAAGCGGGAACCAAUGCAGAAUACGUCAUUAAACUGGCCUACUUUGUGCGUCGCUUUUUCCCUAAUGAAAACGAUGAACACUUAUUUUUACUUGAUGAAAAAGUGCAAGAAAAACUUGGAAAUGACUCUGAAAGUAUUGUCACAUAUCAUCAACAAGUAGAAAACAAUAUUCAUCACGUAUAAUGAUAAACACGGUAAAAAGAUUUAUCUGCAACAUUGCAAUCAUUUUAUGUUUGCGCUUUUAAACGCAUAUAGGGUUCUUCGGAUGCGAUCUUAAAAUUCAGGCCCCGUGUAACGACAGGCGUUGUCACGAUAGAAAUUCCCCACUGCUUAUUGGCCCUAAGUGCCGAAUUAAGAUAAAAAUUUGAUGCCUUUCAUCGGUAGACGGUAACUUCUUUGUAUGUUUAUGAGUGCAAAAACUCAAAUUGGACGUAAGGCAACACAUAAUCAU